Molecule: messenger RNA, 1362 nt
Organism: Fomitiporia mediterranea MF3/22
Lineage: Eukaryota; Fungi; Basidiomycota; Agaricomycetes; Hymenochaetales; Hymenochaetaceae
Exons: 4
Coding region: 143-919 (258 amino acids)
Source: RefSeq, a predicted model, not a curated record
UGCCCCCUGUCCACAUCCAUCGUCGCUCUUUUUCUUGUGCCGUGAUAAGGUGCAUUGUCGUUCCUUACAGACUUGCUCAAAUAAAAAAUCCAUUUGCCGCACAUACAAACUCUCCCCGAUCCCGUUCAAAAACUCCACUGUGAUGCUCAAGUCAAUCAUCUUUGCGGCGGUCGUCCCGACACUCGUUGCAGUAGCACAAGUCAACCCCGAGGAGCCAGCCCCUGGCAAUGUCUACAACGAGGGCGCAAAAUGCAACAUCGAUUGGGGCGUAGAUACUACUGGCCAAUGGAAGACAACGAACAUUGAGCUCAUGACGGGCAGCAAUUCGGCUAUGGUCCACUUGACGACUGUUGCCACCGUUGAUGGCACCAAGGACACGUCAUUCUCCUAUACUUGUCCUGGGGUUACUAUUAACGCGCCUAUUUACUUCUAUCAAUUCUCCACACCAGAAGCACCACAGAACUUGACUUGGACGGGCCGCUUCGCCAUAGCUGACCCAAGUGGCAAGACCGUUGAUGCACCCGAUGAGGCCGACGGUAUCAAAUUCGGUACGGGCGCACUCAAGGACCCAGGCUCUGCCUCCCCGGCUCCGUCGUACUUAGGUAACUCGGUCGUCUCUACCACCGCAGGGCCAGGGAACUCAACCGCCAGCUCUGCGCCUGGGAAUACCACCGUGCAGACUGUCAUCUCCACCUCUGCAACCGGUGCGCUCACUGCUACGGGUGCACUCACGACGUUGCAGAAGAGCUCGCCGUCGCCUUCGAACGCGAAUUCCAAUCAAGCAAGCGGCUCAAGCUCGGCAGCGUCGACCACACCGUCAAAUGGAGCCAGUGCGCUUGCGCUUGACUUCAAGGCCCGUGGCCUGCAAGUAUUUGCAGGUCUUGUCAGCACCGCGCUAGUGAUUGGAACUUUGUCUUGAGCGCUUGUUUUGACCACGGAGCCGAGGACGACCUGCUGGCCCUACCCUCUUUUCGUUCAUUUUAUCUUGUUAUUGACAAUACCCCGUUCCAUAUUUACUUGUUUUCUCGCAUUUUACCCGAUACGGUUCUGCCUCGCUGCAAUGUCCCCAAUAGUAUGCAUGUGUGCCACGUCCUCCUGCCUUUCCGCAUACAGUUGCUUGGCACCUCCUACAUCACCGCAUUACGACCCCGUCAUGCUUGUCAUGCCUGCUUUGAUCUGAUCUGAUUUGAUUAUACUGGGUUAUAUGCGCAAUAGUUUAAUGUAGUGUCUGUUUGGGUACUUUCCCCUCUGUCCUUACUGGGUCUCUUCGUCUUGCGUGUGCCAUUUGUCUUCAAGUUUUGUGGCUUAUUGUACUGGAGUUGGGUUGGUGUGCCGUAGUAAUAGUAUUUAGUUAUGUCAUCC